Molecule: messenger RNA, 2833 nt
Organism: Sardina pilchardus (European sardine)
Lineage: Eukaryota; Metazoa; Chordata; Actinopteri; Clupeiformes; Clupeidae
Product: tyrosine-protein kinase CSK-like
Exons: 13
Coding region: 664-2010 (448 amino acids)
Biological process (GO): protein phosphorylation; regulation of Fc receptor mediated stimulatory signaling pathway; adherens junction organization
Molecular function (GO): ATP binding; non-membrane spanning protein tyrosine kinase activity; protein binding
Source: RefSeq, a predicted model, not a curated record
CCUCUCUGUGAAGGCCUGAAUUACCUCACAUACAACAGUCGGAGGAAAAAAACAGUGCGCGGUCUAUCGCUUCUAUAGGUCGCCAGGAGAUUUGAUGCGCGGGGCGCAAAGUCAUUCUUGUCGUCUCAUCUCGCAUCGCUGUGCUGGCACUGGUCGCGUUUCCGCUGCGCCCGGAAUAAGCUCUCUUACACCAAAACGUUCUGUCCUUUGCAACUGUAAUUCUAACUAUCUAACUCAGACUAGUUAAACAUUUUGUGUCCGAGGCUUUUAAUGCCUUACACCUAACGUUAAGGGCGAAUAUAUUUAGUCUGAGUUACUGUGACGGCUUUAGGCAACAAUAGCGGAUCGUUAACAAGGCGUGAGGAACUGACCACAUCCGCACGGGUGCCGCACACUAUUGCCAAAGUUACUGCUCCCCUCUUCGCAAAUGGACGCUCUGGGAGCCGAGAACAACACUAGUGGCAGACUGAACUGAGUUUCCCACUUCCCUCUUGAGCCGAAGAGCAGAGACCGAGCUCUACGCAUCCGAAGUGGACACAGGUAUUCGGGCACCAGGAGUCGUACUUAUCGCAGUGAAGCAGCAAGUCUGAUGCUACGACGUCACUUCCUGUAGGUCUGUAAGAGGACACCCCCCCCCCACCCCACCCUACUCUCCACCUCAGCAUGUCCAGCCCACAGACCAUAUGGCCCCCAGGCACGGAGUGUGUGGCCAAGUACAACUUCAAGGGCACCACUGACCAGGACCUGCCGCUCUGCAAGGGCGACGUGCUGACCAUCAUCAGCGUCACCCGGGACCCAAACUGGUACAAGGCCAAGAACACAGGAGGGCAGGAGGGCACCAUCCCAGCCAACUACGUCCAGAAGAGGGAGGGAGUCAAAUCAGGAGGCAACAAACUUAGUCUUAUGCCAUGGUUCCACGGCAAGAUCACGCGGGAGCAGGCGGAGGCUCUGCUGCACCCGCCGGAGACGGGUCUGUUCCUGGUGCGCGAGAGCACCAACUACCCCGGCGACUACACGCUGUGCGUCAGCUGCGACGGCAAGGUGGAGCACUACCGCAUCAUCUACCACAAGGGCAAGCUCAGCAUCGACGAGGAGGAGUUCUUCGAGAACCUCAUGCAGCUUGUCGAGCACUACACCAAAGAUGCUGAUGGCCUGUGCACCAAACUCAUCAAGCCCAAGCUGGAGGAGGGGACCGUAGCAGCCCAGGACGAGUUCUCCCGCAGUGGAUGGUCCCUCAACAGGAAAGAGCUCAAGCUCCACCAAACUAUAGGAAAGGGAGAGUUUGGAGAUGUGAUGGAGGGAGAGUACAGAGGGUCGAGAGUAGCGGUGAAGUGCAUCAAACAUGACGCCACUGCACAGGCCUUCGUAGCCGAGGCUUCCAUCAUGACGCAGAUGAGGCACCCUAAUCUGGUACAGCUGCUGGGGGUGAUCGUAGAGGAGAACGGCUCUCUCUUCAUCGUCACCGAGUUCAUGGCCAAGGGUAGUCUGGCUGAUUAUCUGCGCACAAGAGGCAGGACGGUGAUUGAUGCCAAUUGCCUCCUCAAGUUCUCUCUGGAUGUGUGUGAGGCCAUGGAGUAUUUGGAGGAGAGCAACUUUGUGCACAGAGACCUGGCGGCACGGAACGUUCUCGUGUCCGAUGACAACAUCGCCAAAGUCAGCGACUUCGGUCUGACCAAGGAGGCCUCCUCCAAACAGGACACGGCCAAGCUCCCCGUCAAGUGGACAGCACCAGAGGCCCUCAGGGAGAAGAAAUUCUCCACCAAGUCGGACGUGUGGAGCUACGGCAUCUUGCUGUGGGAGAUCUACUCCUUCGGACGUGUCCCGUACCCCAAGAUCGCGCUGAAGGACGUGGUCCCGCAGGUGGAGAAGGGCUACGUGAUGACGGCUCCUGACGGCUGUCCUGCUCCAGUGUACGAGGUGAUGAAGCUCUGCUGGACCCUCAACGCAGACACCCGGCCCAGCUUCAACAAGCUCCGCGAACAGCUCCAGCUCCUCCGCUCGGCACCUUAGGACAACACACACACACACACACACACACACACAUACACAUACACAUACGACAGAUAUGACACACACGCACACUCACAUAUGACACAUACGACACACACACACACACACACACACACAUACGUACUAUACAGACUUACACAAACACAUGCACACAUGCAUGCAUCCACACAUACAUUGACACACACACACACACACACACACUCACACACACACACAUGCCAAGGGAGAGGAGUCACUGGGGAGGAGAAGUGAGCGACGUGUGGAGUAGUCGUAGAGGGCUGGUGCCUCCUCCACUUCUGAGCCGUAACCAGUGCUUGAACCUGUGCCUGUGGGCUCUCUGACGCGUCGAUGUUUGUUUGUUUGUUUGUUUGCUUGUUUUUGUUUUUAUUUUGAGUUUUUGUUUUGUUUUAUCAGACUGUGCUGCCUCUGAGCUGUUUCCCCUGCUACUGUGUACUUCUCCAAAACAACAUGGCUGCCUUCUCCAAAACAACAUGGCUGCCUUCUCCUAAAUAACAUGGCCGCCUUGGUCUGUGUGUCUGGUUUUGGUUGUGUUUACUUCUCCAUCUCCAAAAACAACAUGGCUGCCUUCUCCAAAACAACAUGGCUGCCUUGGUCUUAGUGUCUGGUUGUGUUUGUGUUUCCUUGUUCUUGUCCUCUGGAGAAAUGCAGCUCCGCACGCUGGCCUGUGUUGGGACGGGGUGCUAUGGGCUCGCACGCUGGCCUGUGUUGGGACGGGGUGCUAUGGGCUCGCACGCUGGCCUGUGUUGGGACGGGGUGCUAUGGGCUCGCACGCUGGCCUGUGUUGGGACGGGGCGCUAUGGGC